CCGAGACGUUGCUGAGCUGGUGCGAGGCUGGUCCGCUCGACAUCGCUCGUGAGGAGGAGGGACGCCGAGGAUCUGGUCAUGGUGCGACACUGUCUUGUUCGUUUCGAAGGAGAUGAGUUUCAUGCUGGUUCAACGUUCGAUGGACAUGGCCGAGCCUCUCUGAAUGCUGCUCGUCUGAAUAUACGGGGAGCGGGUCUGGAUCGAGGAAGGAAGUGAGCACCAAAGGGAGGCAUAUCGCUUCGGCUAUCAAGCGCUAUCGAGCAUUUCCAGCGUCGAGCUUCGUUUGCAAGCGCGCGCCAGUCAAGACACAGCAAAGCAGGCCGAGCAAGCCUCGACAUGGCGACAGGGCCUGCUUCCCCUGACCUUGAAGACGAUGCCAGAGCUCUUCACCGAUCGACAGAGCGCAAGAUGGAAGCGGCGGUCCAGCUCCUCGAUCAAGUCUGCGCCUAUUCCUCUCAAUCCCUGCUUGAGCCUCGCAAGGUCGAAUCCUACCGUCAGCCGGCACAGGAGUCCACCCCGGCGCUCAUGAAGUUGCUCAAUCAGAACAAGCGACGCAGGAUCUCCACACCGUCAGACACGAGCCCCAGCUCGCCUGACAUCCAUUCCCUGUCAGGACUGCUCUCGAGACUAGCAACGUACAAGAUCGCUACCUAUACGCCCAAGCCUGACGAGAUAGGCCCCGUCGCUGCUGCGCGUCACGGCUGGAUCUGCGAUGGCGGACGAGACCGUCUGGUCUGUCAAUGCUGUGGCAAGGCCUGGCGCAUCGAUGCCCUGCACAACACAGCAGACGCAUCUCAGGCGUGGAACAGUCCUGCAGCCAAGCAGCUCCUGACGAUGUAUCAGGCUCGUCUGCAAUCACACCACGCUCGUUCGUGCGCUUGGUCGCUACGGUCUACGCCGGGAUCAAUUUACAGACUCCCUACUCAUUCAGCGCAUCUCCUACUAGCUCGCUACUUUGAUCUGCUUUCCACAUAUCACUCGUCCGUCGACUUAGCGCUCGACUCGCCGCUGAGCGCAGAUCAGGUCAUCAGGCUCGUCAACAGACUUCACAGCAUGGUCUCCGCCGCGACGGCUGAUACAGCAAAUCCUUAUGUAGACCCUUCCUUUGUGACGACGAGUCGCAUUCUGCGCGCAGCUCGCGGCGAUGUGUCGUUCAAGCUCAACAGCGAGCAAGAGACUAUGCCUACACUCGCCCAAUGUAGUGCUACCCAUGUCGUCCUGGCGCUCUUCGGAUGGUCGCUCGCCAAAACGAGGCUGAAGCGAUCGGGCAGCGUUGCCGACAUUGCAGCUUUGCCUCGCAUCCCGCCGAGCGCACAGAACAUGGAGCACACGCUGUCGUGCGACAUGUGCUGCAGACGCGUAGGCCUCUGGUCGCUCCCUUCGCAAAGUCUGUCUGUCCUGACAGAGCAUCGCGAGUACUGUCCUUGUGCACUCAGCUGGCGCGCUGUGGCUUCCUCCAUCCUGGGCGACAAGCCUGCCUUACCAUCGAGCGGAUCUGCGACGAUCGUGACUUCAUUGAAGCAAUUGACGGGAAGCCUGGGAUUGCGGGGAAAGGCAACUUCGCUUCGCAACCUGCCAGACGACCCGGGCAAGCAGUCCUCCGGCUAUCCGUCCAAGCUGUCCAAGAACCAGCUCGAAGCACUCAAGCAAUGCUGGAUCAGACUCGACGAGGUACUCCAAGGGAAGCACGACAGAAAGUCUGGCGCAAGCGACGAGGAUGUCAACAUUACGGGUGAAGGCGAGGAGGAUACCGGAAAGGGAGCCUUCAAGGGGAUGGCCAAGGAGGACUCGGCGAAGGAGAAGCAGCGUCGCGAGCGUGAACGCGCAAUGACUGCCAAGAUUCUUAAGGAUAUUGACCCAGAAACCUUCCGGUCCCAUGUCUGGCGAGCGGUGCAAUGCGACUCUCCAGACGCUCUUCUGCUGCGGUUCCUUCGUGCGAGAGACUUUGACCCGGACGCAGCUUUUCAGAUGCUAUGCGGAUCAAUGGCUUGGCGUCUCAAUCUCGACGUGACUGGCAUCCUCGAAGAAGGCGAGAUCGGCUGGGGCGGCUAUAAAAACGGUCUCAAGAAUUCCGCUCCGAACGAGAAAGAGGCAAAGCGAUUCAUGAAGCAGUUCCAUGAUGGCGUGGUCCGAGCACCAGGGACAGACAGGGAAGGCCGACCGGUCGCGCUUAUCGCGGUCAAGCACCACAAGAUUGGAGGCGUCUCGAGCAUAGGUCUGCAGCGGUAUGCCUGCCUAUGCAUCGAAUCUAUGCGCACAGCGCUGGUACCCCCAGCCGAAGAGGCGACCAUGAUCUUCUCGAUGAUCGGUUUUGGACCGAUGAAUAUGGAUUUCUGGGCUAUCAAGCUCUUGAUCGACAUCUUUGGCUCAUACUACCCUCAAAUUGUGCACACGAUCCUGAUCUAUCAGCCUCCCUUCUACUUCCGACCGUUCUAUGCAUUCGUCGAGCCAUUCUUGCCGGCUGAGAUCCGCGACAAGGUUGUCUUUGUCAGCAAUCCAAAAGAGCUCGACAAGUAUGUGUCUCUUGACAAUCUGCCGAAGUCACUUGGUGGCAAUGUCGAGCGCGAGUGGGACUACCACGAGCCGAGCGAGUCAGAUGAGCGCACAAAGGGCGAAGACGACGAGAAACGUCGAGCUUUCUUUGACGAGUUGGAGGAACUCAACGUUCAAUUCGAGGAUCUGACGCGAGCCUGGAUCUACGAUGGCGACGAAUCUGCCCGCAAGAAGCGAGAAGGCAUUCAGAAACAGCGAUACGUGCUUUCUCGUCGAGGCGACGAGUGGUGGCGGGCGUCCACCUGGCUGCAUCGUGAGGGCACGGUCCUGCAGUACGGAAGGACAGAAUGGACGUACAAUGAUCGCAAGGAACGCUGGGGAACUCGCAGCGAGUUGAUUCUGCAAGAGGCUAACAAACUUCUUGGCAAGGAAGCGCCAGAGACAGUUGACAAGGACGAUGCUGGACUGCUGAAAGAAUCGCAAGAGCACAGACCGAGCAAGUCGAAGCAUUCACACUCGCGGAGGCACAAGCAUGCGCACUAG
Mixia osmundae IAM 14324 is the source of this 3036-nucleotide messenger RNA. RefSeq lists its product as uncharacterized. Gene Ontology annotation, molecular function: zinc ion binding. Lineage: Eukaryota; Fungi; Basidiomycota; Mixiomycetes; Mixiales; Mixiaceae. The coding region runs from base 337 to 3036 and encodes 899 amino acids. The transcript has 10 exons. The record is from RefSeq and is a predicted model, not a curated record.